CAAUAGUUAUCUAUCGCCAUGGAUUAGAUCAUACCACAAAAGGAUAAAACAAGAACACUGUAGGGUAACACAGUUUUUGUCGCUUGAAUGAUGAACAGAAAGAGAGGACUAUGGAAAACCACUCUCAUUUUCAUACUUUCCAUUCUUUUUAUUUACAUGAUCAUCCCGAAAAAUGCCACCAAAUGUGUUACAACGGAAGAUGCCAAAAACGAACGAAAUGUUGCAAAAAUUAUAAAACAAUUUCAGGAGGGCAAAUCGAAUGAAAUCUCCGAAAUUAGUAAUAAGUCUGACGUCUUGCGAAACUUGCCGGAUCUAUUUCUAGGGUAUGACAAAUUAUUAUUCAAAGAUUUGGAGAAUAAUUUCAUUCCUAAUCAUGUUUAUUAUAUGUGGUGUUACAACCGUACAAUUGAGUUCAGGCAAUAUCUAUCUAUACUUGCAAUAUGGAAAACUAUGAGACCAGACUCUAUUACCCUCUUUACAAGAUAUAACAUUACUGACAGCAACGAACAUUAUAAUUUUUGGCUUACAGACCUAUUAGUAUCGAUUCCUAGUUUCAAGGUUCAGAAACUCCCACCGUCUUCAAAGGAUGACGUAGAAGGCUGUGGAAUCACUGUUGCGUUUGAUAUAUUAGAUCAUGAUGGCGGAAUAUACUUCUCAGAUGAUUUCUUUCCAUUAAAAUCUUUACGUUUUAUUCGUAAGAAUAAAUUUAAUGUUGCCAUGACGAAAAACAUGAAACAAUUAAGUUUUGUCUCUUCUUCUCGUCGAAAUGACAGACUCAAAUCAUUUAUCAAACUGUACAAAAACAACAUUAGCCAACCCUUAGUCACUGGUCUUCAUUUUUGUGACAUCCUUGAAAAUGUUAAUAAAUCCAUUUUGCAGAGUAAGCUUUGUGUACACGUCCAAAAUGUGUUACCUGCACAAAUAAUGCAUGCAGAUUCCGAGUUUGGAAGAUCAGCACGUCGGAUUUUAUAUGGUAAUUCAGAACAAAUAAAGGUGAAACCGUUACUCCCAGGAGUUAUACCAAAGAUUUUCCACAUGGUAUGGUUCGGACAUAAACCAAUGGACUUUACAAUGUAUUUGUGCUUGAGGAGUAUUUUGACAAUUGUUAAACCUGACAAGGUAUACAUUCAUGGCGAUGGACUAAUGUAUGGCGAGUAUUUACAAAAGAUAAAGAAGGACCCGAGAGUGGUUUACAUACACCGAGAAACACCAACCCAUGUUUUUGGACACCAGAUUUUGUACACGCAGCAUAGAAGUGAUAUAAUAAGAGCAGACGUUUUGCUAAAAUAUGGCGGGAUUUAUAGUGAUUGGGAUGUCCUAUGGUUGAAGCCAGUUGAUGAUUUAAUUUCAAAACAGCAUGACACAAUUUUAAACCUUGACCACAUGCCUCGACCAGGAUUUCCAGAUUCAAUUAAUUUAGGAGUUUUAAUGUCGAAACCUGGUUCACAUUAUAUCAAACAUUGGCAAGACUCGCUCGUAAACUAUAGAUCACGUGACUUUUUCUUCAACGCUAUAGAACUCCCUUACAAAACAUUUGAAAAAUACCCUGAAACUGUUUUCAUCGAACCCCAUUUACAGGUUAUGUGUUACUAUCUAAAAUGUCAUCCAACUUUUCACCCUCAGUUUAGAAAUUUCAAUGUUGAACAACCAUUUAACUGGACAAAAGAUGCAUAUUCAAUACAUUUUACAUACCCCGAUCCUCCGGAAUAUGCCAAUGAGACUGCAUUAAGGCAUGGUAACGGAAUGUUUGCUGAUAUAGGCAAUUUUAUACUAGAACAGCCAUUUGCGUAUGACUAAAGAAAUCAGUAUGUUUUUAACGUUAACUUGAGUUCUUUUUUUUACGGAUACCUAGAAAUGUUUUAUAGUCGAGCAAAACUGAAAAUGAUGGGAAAUAAAAAAAAAAUGAAAAAAUGGAAAGCAAAAAGAAACACAGAAAGAAGUUAAAUCAAUAGUAAUGUUGACAUUGUAUAUGGUAUGCAAACAAAAUCAACAAGUGUUGUAGAAAACACGGAUUCUUUUAAAUUUUUACAUAUCUUUCUGUUUGCGUGCCAUUUUUGUGAUGCAUAAUGUAUGGUUUAUUUAUUGAUAUGUCGUUACCCUGAGACACAUUAACGUGACGCUGCGGCUGCCAUCUAGUAUACUAAUUUGCAGAUUACAUCACUUUAAAAAUGAAUCGAAGCUAGUGGUAUUCUAAAUUACUGGGAAUAAAGUGAUAAGGACACGCGAUGUAUAUGUCCAUUGUACUGCAGACUAGAUUUAUCAGAUUGAACUAUGUCACAGAACAAUGUAGAGUGAUAGGAAUUCAAGGGCUUUUGAAAAAAUAUGUGAUAAAAUGAACUAAAUAUGACUGCAACAUUUUUUUCUUUUAAGAGUAUCAAUAUAAAAAUCAGGAGAUGUGAUAUAUGAUUUUCAUUGUUCAUAUGAUGAAAAUAUAAGCAGUGACACCCUUUAUAUUACAGCCUUUAUAUUAACAACGAGAAAACCCCAUACCGUAUAUAGUCAUCUAUAAAACGCCCCGACAUGAAAAAUGUGAAACAAUUCAAACGACAAAAUUUACUUCCUAAUUCAAAACAAUACAAUGUUUUACUUAUUUUUGUGUUUUAGAUGUUUGAAUAAACUAACUAUUUCCA
Messenger RNA from Mytilus californianus (California mussel), 2630 nucleotides. RefSeq lists its product as uncharacterized. Bases 88 to 1797 code for a protein of 569 amino acids. Lineage: Eukaryota; Metazoa; Mollusca; Bivalvia; Mytilida; Mytilidae. The transcript is spliced from 2 exons. The record is from RefSeq and is a predicted model, not a curated record.